GUGCAUUUGUCGUUGGCUAAUAUUAUGGACUAGUAAUUUUCACAAUCCUGCCUGAAUCGCAUCUCCUUCCACUAGCCAUUCCUACACACCCACCUUACCUUGUACAGCAGUUCUGUAAAAUAAGCGUUCUUUCAGGAGUUCGCCCUAUUUUGAAUUCUUUUAUUUUUUUGUUCUUUUUAGCUUUUUCUUUUGUGUUUCUCCGUUGGUUCAUUAUAUAGUAAAAGAAGCCUCAAUCCACUAGACAAUGAUUGAAAUCGUGCACAAAACGGCCAUACCCAAAAAUGGAUUGGGUUCUUUUAUCCGCCCAUGUCAAAGGAUUGAACUCUCAUAUUGCAAUUGGGGCGGAAGUUCCAAAUCAAUGAAAGAGUUUUUAACGAAAAAAUUGGCUUCUAUUGCUAAAGAUUCUCAAGAUAUCGAGUUUCAUGUUUACAACAGACAAGGAGUGCAUCCUUUGAUACGAGCAUUUUACAAUACUGGACGUGAAAAAACGAUUUGCACUAGAAAGAUGGACAUCAAGCAGAUUACGGACAAAAUUAUGAUGUGUCGUGAUAGUGAUGGUUUGAAACCACGAUUUAUCAAACAACCCGUUCAAUCUACGAAUCCUUCUGUGCGUGGUGUUUGGAGUCCUUUUUCUGAAUCAGCAAAGUCAUACCAGGUUUACGAAAAAAAAUGAUGGACAAUCUAGCAAUCCUAGUUCGGCAUAAACAAAGUACUUUUAAUAUUAUUAACUAAUCCAUCCUUUCCUCCCUUUUAUCCUUGUCCUUGUACUCUAUAAAUUAGUGUUUACCCAAUAUUUGUAAAGAAAUCCAAAAAUAUUAAUAUACAAUAAGACCCUUAUUUACUGCUCCUUUUUGACCGUGGG
Messenger RNA from Schizosaccharomyces octosporus yFS286, 862 nucleotides. Its product is annotated as ribosomal protein subunit L51. Gene Ontology annotation, biological process: mitochondrial translation. NCBI's taxonomy places the organism in Eukaryota, Fungi, Ascomycota, Schizosaccharomycetes, Schizosaccharomycetales, Schizosaccharomycetaceae. Gene Ontology annotation, molecular function: structural constituent of ribosome. The coding region runs from base 245 to 673 and encodes 142 amino acids. The record is from RefSeq and is a predicted model, not a curated record. Gene Ontology annotation, cellular component: mitochondrial large ribosomal subunit. The transcript has 3 exons.